GCGCAGCUUGUGCCGAAAACUUCGGACUAUUCAGAUUGGAAAGACAACGUGUGGAAACCAUACACAUAACAUGACUAGCUAUGACUUCCUUUUAAGAACCCACUUUGAAGAGCGUUUUGAGUAAAUGGUUUAUUUUGCUAAACUUUUGCAACAUAAUUGGCGUAAUGAAUACACCCUUGUUACUUCAUCCGGAAACAUGGAGGCUGUCGUCUGUGAUGUUGUUUCACCAGAGGAUCUCUUGAAAUUUGAAAAGAAGUAUUCUACAGAGUUGGCUAAAGGGGAUUUGACCAAAGACACAAAGUUUGAGUAUGCCUGGUGUCUGAUCAGGAGCAAUUUCCCGGAUCAAAUCAAUAAGGGCAUCGUUCUGCUGGAUGAGCUGGUUCACAAGGGGACCAAGGAUGACCAGAGGGACUACUUGUUUUACCUGGCUAUUGGAAACUACAAACUGAAGGAGUAUGAGAGGGGCCUGAAAAGCAUCCGGAUCCUCCUGAAGAAUGAACCAGGGAACACGCAAGCUCUGGAUCUGGAGAAGCUCAUAGUGAAGGCCAUGAGGAAAGGUGAGGUCAGGGUUAGUCUGAGUACCAGUCUGUGUUAUCAUGCCAACUCCUUGUAA
Messenger RNA from Oncorhynchus mykiss (rainbow trout), 613 nucleotides. RefSeq names its product mitochondrial fission 1 protein-like. Gene Ontology annotation, molecular function: protein binding. Lineage: Eukaryota; Metazoa; Chordata; Actinopteri; Salmoniformes; Salmonidae. Gene Ontology annotation, biological process: autophagy of mitochondrion; mitochondrial fission; peroxisome fission. Gene Ontology annotation, cellular component: mitochondrial outer membrane; peroxisomal membrane. The record is from RefSeq and is a predicted model, not a curated record.